Dicrocoelium dendriticum is the source of this 1809-nucleotide messenger RNA. NCBI's taxonomy places the organism in Eukaryota, Metazoa, Platyhelminthes, Trematoda, Plagiorchiida, Dicrocoeliidae. The record is from the annotation of a GenBank genome assembly.
AUGAGCAACAUCUAUAUCCUAGAGUUUAACAUCUUCCGAGCGGAGUUAGUGCAUAAAGAAUUCAGGAAGAGCCAUCCUGUCAACCCGGUACUUGCUCACAGCUCGAAUUUCAAGUUUGACCAUGUGCAGCAAUCGGGCAACCAAGCGGCUUUCAUUCUUGUACAAAUGGUUGACGCCACCCAAAUAGAGUGUGAGAUAUUGGACUCCAUUCGCCCAACAAUAACCGAGCUGGUCGGUAUUUGGGACUACGUGGGUUACGAUGAAGCUGAGCGCAAUGAUCGUUUACAGGCAACCAUUCAACAGCUUCGUUCGCUUCUUGAGGAGGUGAUUCGAAACGAGAACACUAUUCGACUCGAGAUAGAGCACGAGAUUGAACACAAAAGGCGCGCUGUGGCAGAGCUCUGUCAACAGCUACGCAUUCCUUCCUAUUUACCGGACCGAGGAUUCUCAUCUAAUGUUUUAUUAAAGAAGUUGCAAGAAAAGUACAGCGAGCUGGGUUCAUUGAGACGUACACGAUGCGAAGAGUACACUCGAUUACGGACCCGCAUUGUACAGAUGAGUAUACUACUCAAGGAACCUCCUGAUAUUCGUGCUCGAAGGCUCGAGAAAAUCCCUCCUCUUAGCACUAGUGGAGAAAAUGGUGAUGGACCGCUUGUUCCCGGCACACAGAGCAAUGACCAUCAUAACUUGCCAGAUCGUGUACCAGAUGAACGAGAACUUAAAAGUUUGAACGAAAUCUUCACAGAGCUCAACGAGGUUUAUGCUCCUUUGGCUGCCCAACACGAUGCGUUGCUUGAGGACAUAGCGCGUAUUUCAGCCGAUAUUGCUUACGAACCACAAACCGAUCGGGAGGCAGAGGUGUUGAAAUCUGUGGGGCUAGCGACGCUGUGCGUCAAACCCACGCCUGCGUCAACUCCAGGAGUGGUGCGCAAGGUUACUGAGGCGGAAAACACAGUCAACGGUGUGGACAAGCUAGAGAGCCCCCACAAGAAGUCCAACGGGUCUUAUGAACCUGCGGUGGAUUCCGAUACACUACAAUGGUUAACCAGCUGGCGUCUGAAACUGGUGAAAGAGAAAGCCCGUCUGGUUGGCACUUGUGAAGAAUUGCGAUCACACCUGUCUGUUAUGUGGCGUCGUCUGGAUAAACCUAUGGCCGAGCAAACCGCCAUUUUGGAAAAGUACUCCGGGUACAAACCGGAAACACUGGAGGCACUACAGGAGGAGGUUGAUCGGUGUCAACAAGUUAAAUGGGAAAAACUUGACAUUUAUCUCAGUAGACUAGCCACAGAAGCUGCAAGGCUAGCUCGGCUCUGCUGUAUGAGCGAAGAUGUGGUACAACUUCCACCUGGCCGUGACCCCAAUGAUCCAGAAGUGGCGGCCAAUCACUUAGAGACUGUGGUAGAGCAGCUAAACCAAACCUAUGAGAUGCACAAAUCGAUCUUUGAUAGCAUAGCUUUGUAUGAAGAGCAGUGGCAGUCUCUGGCUGAGGUGGAAUUGCGACUGAAGGACCCAGCAAUCUUCUCUAAUCGUGGUGGCAUUUUAUUGAAGACAGAGAAAGAGAAGAAGAGGUUGCUUAAAGAGGUUCAACGUACAGAACAAGAGGCACUGUCCGCCAUUGAACAAUAUGAAUUAAAAACCAAGAAAAAGUUUACAUUAUCCGACGGUCGUUCUUUUAAAGAUUAUGUACAGGACCGCGCGUCAAAUAAUAGGCCGACGAGGGAAUCAUCGCGAGUUCGAAAAUCAACCGUCACCUCGAAUUCCAGACCGAAUUCGGUAAAUUUGUCUGGCCCGCCAGGUGCACCCGUGUGA